Nothobranchius furzeri (turquoise killifish) is the source of this 2217-nucleotide messenger RNA. RefSeq names its product cilia and flagella associated protein 52 (gene cfap52). The record is from RefSeq and is a predicted model, not a curated record. Lineage: Eukaryota; Metazoa; Chordata; Actinopteri; Cyprinodontiformes; Nothobranchiidae. Gene Ontology annotation, molecular function: protein binding.
UCAUAGACAAACUUGCACAAGAUAGAUCAGCUCUGUUGUAAUUAUGCAUUUAAAACUCCACACGUAUCUGUCUACCUGCUUCUCUAUGAUAAUUGGUGAAUUCCGACAGCCCCUGAACGCGGCAAACAACGCUGCAGCGGCUGUUUCUAGGCAACCGUUUGUGUGUGACAGGAGUCAAACAGGCGUUAAACUGAGUGUUGUUGGCGGAAAACGGCUCGUUUGAAGCGUUUUUCAGAGACAGAGCUGCUCUAGUUCCUCCAUGAUGGCUGAAGAGGUUCAGGACGUCCCGCAGCUGCAGGUGGAGAACGUUCUCGGCUUCAGCGGACAUGUGUUUUCUGGACUGAGAGUCCAUCCGGACCGGGAGUUCCUAAUCUAUCCUCUGGGAUGUACGGUGAUUCUGAAGAACAUCUCCGAUGGGAAACAGCAGAUCCUGCUCGGACACACGAGCAGCGUGUCCUGCUUGUCGGUGUCCAAAAGUGGAUCGUACAUUGCCUCGGGCCAAGUCAGCUCUGUAGGCUCCAAGGCAACAAUAAUCAUCUGGAACUACGCUGAGAGAGGAAUCCACGCCAAACUGGAUCUUCACAAGACUACGGUUGAAGCAGUAGCCUUCUCUCCCAGUGACAAGUACCUGGUGUCCCUGGGGGGUCCGGAUGACAACAGAAUAGUGGUUUGGAAUAUCGAGACCAAGCUUCCGAUCUGUGUAAGUUCAGCUUUGCUCCGCAGCUCUGAACCCUGCCUCACGCUACAAUACUUCAACACCAACGAUGACUUCUUCGUUUCUGCUGGGAGCGGAACAAUACAAAUUUGGAAGCUGAAUCUCACCGACAGAAAGAUCCAUCCCACAGGAUGUAACACCGGCAAGCUGAAGAGGAUAGUGAAAUGUUUGGAGAUUUCGGAGGACGAUCAGUUCCUUUUCUGUGGAACAACAAGUGGAGACAUAAUGAAAAUCAACCUGAAGUCAGCGCUUCUGAGUAACUCUGGUCCAGUUAUAGGGCCGUUGAGCCUGGGUGUCAAUGUUGUCAAGAUCCUAAAAUCCGGAGACCUACUUGUGGGUUCUGGAGCUGGCGUGUUAGCUUUAUGUUCCAAAACGAGCUUCAAACCUCUUAAGAAGGUUCAGCUGGAAAAGGGGGUGACCUCCAUCACUGGAAGUGAUGAGGAGCAGCAGUUCUUCAUUGGUACAGAGGCUGCUCAGAUGUACCGCUUCAGUCUGGAGGAUUUCACAGCUGAGGCUAUUUCCUCCAGCCACAGCAGUGCUGUCAGAGACGUGGCCAUCCCUUCUGGAACAUCUGAGCUGUUUGCAACGUGCUCUAAUGACAUCAGGCUGUGGUCCGUUAAGAAACCCAAAGAGGUUCUGUGCAUCACUGUGCCUCACGUGACAUGCAACGCCCUGGACUUUAUGGUUGAUGGAAGCAGCAUCAUCAGUGCGUGGGAUGAUGGUAAGAUCCGUGUGUUUACAUUGGAAACUGGACGUCUGAUGCACACCAUUCACAGUGCCCACAAGCAGGGCGUGACAGCCAUCGCUGGAACUAGAGACGGCAGAAGGAUCAUCAGUGGAGGUGGCCAAGGAGAGGUGCACGUUUGGGAGUUGCUACCUCACAACCAUCGUCUGCUGGGGAUCAUGAAGGAGCACAAAGCUGCUGUCCUGUGCGUUAAAGUCACGAAGGAUGACAAGGAGUGUGUCUCAGCCAGCCAGGACGGCACCUGCGUCAUCUGGGACCUGGUAAAACUUGUGAGCAUCAAACUAAUGAAAGCCAGCACCCUCCGGACCGUGUGCUACCAUCCAGAGGAAUUCCAGAUCCUCACCAGCGGCACCAACAGCAAAAUUGUUUACUGGAUGGUGUUUGAGGACUCUCCCAUCAGAGUGGUGGACGGCUCCCUGUAUGGAUCUAUCAACGACAUGGAUGUCACACAGGACGGCAAAUACUUUGUUACAGGUGGAGAGGACCAACAGGUGAGAGUUUGGGACUAUGUGAAAGGUGUUGUGACCCAUGUGGGCAGAGCUCAUGGCGGCAGCAUCACCAGCAUCAAGGUCUGCCCCAACAGCCGCGUCCUGCUCAGUACCAGUGCAGAUGGAGGCAUCAUCCGAUGGAAGUUCCCUCACCCCUCUUCUUAAAUCAGACCUUUACUCUUUGUUCUUUGUUUUAUAAACAUUGUUGCUUGACAUCUCUGAUGUUGUAGUGAGUUCACGCUCAGAGGAAGAUAAAGGAAUUACCAACA